This is a messenger RNA of Umbelopsis ramanniana AG, 1191 nucleotides long. RefSeq lists its product as uncharacterized. The record is from RefSeq and is a predicted model, not a curated record. The coding region runs from base 1 to 1191 and encodes 396 amino acids. NCBI's taxonomy places the organism in Eukaryota, Fungi, Mucoromycota, Umbelopsidomycetes, Umbelopsidales, Umbelopsidaceae. The transcript is spliced from 2 exons.
AUGUCAUAUUUGAACAAAGAAGGCACCAGCAAUGCCACAGCCCACACUGCGGACAGAUCCCAAGCGGCUGAGCCCACCACCAUCAACUCAGAUGGCAGUGCUGAUGGAUUGGCAAAUCAAAAGAAUGAGUCACCUACGGCAAACGAUGUUCUAUCAACGAAGGAGGGUAAUGAAACUAAGGGCAAGGAGUCAAGUCUUCCAGAAAAUAAUCAGCAUGGCCACGUGAAAGGGGUUGGGCCACCCGUAGCCGUUGAAGAACGACAUGAAAAUCCAGCAUGGGAGAAAUACAUAUCGUCACCAGAGCAACAGCGAGCUGUGAGUCCCACAGACGCUCAAAAGAACGACAAUCUGGAAGACACACCGUCGAACAAAAUAGUAUAUCUUAGCAACGACGACCUGACGCUAUUUACUUCAUUUCCGGAAACCAAGAUUGAAACGCAUCUGUUUGACAUAAAACCAUUAGCAGAGGAACAUUCAUCGGCACCUCCAACGCAAGACCAUGAGAGCGAGACGUCGACGAUAUCAAAGGCAUCCAUCGAUGCAGACCAAGAAAAUAAGAAUGAGGAUGGCUUUGAUCGUGAAAAAGGACUAUUUGGCAAAAAAGGAUUCUUUGUUCAGAAACGGCGAUGGAUGUGCAGCUCAUGCACACGGUCUUCUAUUGUCAUUGUAUUGUUCGGCCUUAUUGUCUGCAUAUCGAUCACUCUGGCGUUUAUUUGGCCCCGACUCCCUCUACUGCAAAUCCAAGGUGCCUCUCUGGUUGUAGGUCCGACUGUCACCUAUAAUCCUUCUGCCACCACCUAUAUGGCAUCGUGGGACCUAGAUAUUGCCACUGAUAAUCGAAACAACUAUGUUCCUGUUACGGCUGUUGUCAUAGACACGUUCGUACGACAUUCACUGACCGGUACCAUCUUUGGUCGUGGCCAACAAAGCAAUGUCGUGUUGAGGCCGGUCUCUCAAUACAAGAUGACGCUGCCCAUUGAUAUCAAUUAUCAAGCCAAGCCCGAUGAUGCUGUGAUGAACCAGAUAUUGGCUUCCUGUGGUCCAGGCCCAAAAUCAAACACCACUCAACCACUGGAAGUUGACUUUGGAAUCACCAUUCAUAUUUGGGGUCUAAGUUAUUUUGGAUACACCCCUACCAUUACUCUAACUCCACCUGCUGGAGGAUUUAUGUGUCCCUUCAGCGCAACUUAA